UUUUUUUUUCUGUCGCAUCUCGCAGCAGCCCAUUUUGCGCGUUACUGUUCCGUUACACCGUUUCUCGCGGAGACGGGUCGACGCAUCGUAGCGCUUCGGUAUGCUGUGCAACGCGCCUGUCAACUACAAACAGACGCGCAUCUACUUCAAUGUCGCCUGAGAAACCUGACAUCCCUCCGUCUUGCAUUAUCCACCCAUAAUUCUAUAAUGUGGCUUCCUCCUGCGAGCUCAUUCAACGCCGCCGCUGGCUUCGCUCGCGUCUGGAUCCUAUUCCCCAAAGUGUGGGCGCGAAUUGGUGGAUUUUAUGACUGCUCGAGCUCGACGACAUUCGACGAAGGACAACGCAACGCGCGAGGUUAA
Molecule: messenger RNA, 360 nt
Organism: Periconia digitata
Lineage: Eukaryota; Fungi; Ascomycota; Dothideomycetes; Pleosporales; Periconiaceae
Source: the annotation of a GenBank genome assembly